Messenger RNA from Procambarus clarkii (red swamp crayfish), 8746 nucleotides. RefSeq names its product neuralized-like protein 2. The record is from RefSeq and is a predicted model, not a curated record. Gene Ontology annotation, biological process: intracellular signal transduction. Lineage: Eukaryota; Metazoa; Arthropoda; Malacostraca; Decapoda; Cambaridae. Gene Ontology annotation, molecular function: ubiquitin protein ligase activity.
CAGCGCGGGCGCCUUCCUUACCACAACAACAGUGGCAGAAGGAGGAUGGCCUGCGGGAGGGAGCCGCUGCCCACGCCACCGCUCUCUUCAGAUGGCUUUGUGACAGCAGCGACAAUGAUGGGUGAAGGCUUCCAGGAUUUAACUCGCUUCCACCCCAAUCAUGGCGUCAACGUCAUGCUCUACGAUGAAAACACCGUUGCGUAUAGAAAAGCCAGUUUUGCCAAUGCGGUGACGAUUAGUGAACGCCCCUUGAUGCCUGAGGAGAUCUUCUUGGUAGAAAUAGAGAAGACCGAGCCGGGCUGGACAGGCCACAUGAGGUUGGGUCUGACACAGCUUGACCCAGCAAAUCUGGCAUUGCCGGAACUGCCUCCAUACUCCCUACCCGACAUGACCAAUAUGGGUAACUCGUGGAUAUGUGCCAUCACAAAAAGUCAUAAUCGUGUUCAGCCAGAUGCAGAGGGGGAGGCUGAAGGUGAUGAGGCACCGGUGGAUGUACAAGGAACAGAGGCACCGGCGGACGUACAAGGAACAGAUGGCACAGACGAGCAGAGGGAAGACGUCCAGAGGCCCGAGGUUAUGGAAGAGGGCGUAAGAAUGGGAACAGAAAACUCGCACAUGCAGGAGAGAAGAGCUGCUGAUGUGGGUGGAGGUGAUGGAGCCAAUGGUGAUGCCCUCGAGGUGUUGAGGAUACAUAACAACAGAUGUAAAGGUGCCAUGAGCAGCGGAGGGCCUCGAGGGCUCGAUUCUAUAGUCGUCGGCAACCACCUGCAAACGUCUCGUGGGUUGGUGCCAUGGUCGUCCUUGAAGCCCACACCUUAUGUCUUCACUGAUUCUUCGGGUAGAAAAAUAACUCUUAAGAGAGACAAUAUUUUGCCAACAGAUGAGGGCAGUAGGAUUGGCAUCAUCUAUUUACCGAGGGGAAAUUUGGCUGAAAUGCACUAUAUUAUCAAUGGGGAAGAUCAAGGAGCAUUUACCAAAAAGCUGCCAUACAGAGAGGCUCCUCUGUAUGUUGUCGUUGAUGUAUACGGCACCACAAAGCAAGUUAGGAUAAUUCAGCUCUAUGUGAAAUCCCUGAAGAAUGCGUGUCGGGAGACCAUCCUCAAGCACAUUGCUCAGCAUGGCGUGAAUGCUCUACCUCUUCCACGGAAACUGAAGGACUACCUUCUCUUUGAGAGCUGAGGUGUUGCGUGUUGCUGCCGACUUGGUUCUUGUCACCCCCAGGAUGUUGACAACGGAGAAGAUGCUGGUGUACAGUGGCUGUGACUAUAAAGGUACACUUGUGGUACCUGGUACUAUAAGGGUACGAUUGUGGUACCUGGGACUAUAAGGGUACGAUUGUGGUACCUGGGACGAUAAGGGUACGAGUGUGGUACCUAGGACUAUGUAUAAGGGUACGAUUGUGGUACCUAGGACUAUGUAUAAGGGUACGUUUGAAGUACCCAAGAGAGAUUUGUUGUGCCCUGGCUCUACCCUCCAGCCUCCUUCCAUGCUGAUGCAAGUAUGUCAAUGUGUGUGAAAGAAGUCUGAAACUUUAAAAUUAUGAUAGGAUCAGGGAGGACACGUUAAUUAGUGUGAAGACGAGUAAAAGUUGUAUAUAUAUAUUUGUACGUAUAAUAUAUAAAUAUAUUAUAUACAGUAUAUAAAUAUAUAUAUAUAUACAGUAUUAUAAAUAUACAAUAUAUAUAAAUGUACAAUAUAUAAAAAUAUACAUUAUUCAGUAUAUAUAUAUAUUCACAUUAUAUAUAUAAAUUAUUUUUUGUCCUUGAUGCAUGAGCUUUUUCUGACUGUUAACCAGAAAAGUAGAUCUUGAUUGUGACUAAUUUGAUAUUGGUCUUUAAUGGUAUAUUUUUUGUGAUAUAGUGUGAAAAGUAUUGUUUGCAGUUAUAAGUGAAUCGCAUGUCGGCUGUGGUUAUAAGCAUCUCGAAAAAUGGGCACGACGCCAACGUUUUGUGUUGAUUCGGAAACAAAUAAAAGAGCCGUGGGGGUUACUGGACGCUCUCCAUGGCACAGAGAGAUUAGUGGCGCGGCGGGAGUGUUGUUUGGAUUGUGCCGUAUUAUCUGUGAUAUAGUGUGUGCUCGUGCUCAACAUCAGAGUUUGAGGUUUUAAUGCGUGUUGUGAAAGUCUGGAUUUCUGUUUUGCGAAAGUGAACACGAGAAGCGGUAGUUAUUAGCUGGUAAGAACAGUUUGAGGUAGCAGUUGUUAACUGGUGUGAACAGGGAAUAAGUUAACAGAUGUUAACUGGUGUAAACAGUAAAUUAGGAAACAGAUGUUAACUUGUGUAAAUGGAAAGAAAAAAAAGAGUAAAAUCUGUGCAGUAUUUAUGGAGGCUUGCAAUCAAAGAAUUGAGAUGUUCAAAGUUGGGCAGCUUGUGUGUGUGUGCGUGACUCCUAUUUUGCAAACCAAUUAAGACAUUUUGAAAAGCAGGAAUUCUAUGUAAAUAGCAUUGUUAAUAAAUUUUGUGUUGUAAUUAAUUCAUAGUGUGCAUCAUUGUCUUGCCGUGACGCAGCAACAGAGCCGAGAUUACUGUCGUGUGUGGGAACAGGAUGGGAGAGCGUUGCUCUUGGGUAACUCUCUACUAACGAGAGAGUUGCCCUUGCAUAUAAAUGGCAGCAAACUAACAUACAGUUGAGUGCAGAUAACUGUGUGCUCUCUCACACAGAUGCUUGUGUAGAUAAAUUUGUACAUAACGCCAAAUUGCAACAUUUAUUUGUACAUAUGAACAGAAACACAGUUUAAAAUUGCAUGCAACAGGCAAGUUGGAAUAUCUGGUUUUGAGAGGUCACUCUCCUAAUAUCGUGUGAUCCGAGUUAUACUUAAUUGGCUUGUGUGUGGGGCACAAGUGUGAUGUUCCCUGAACUGGAGCAUCUGGAGGCUGCUGUUCCCUGAACUGGAGCAUCUGGAGGCUGCUGUUCCCUGAACUGGAGCAUCUGGAGGCUGCUGUUCCCUGAACUGGAGCAUCUGGAGGCUGCUGUUCCCUGAACUGGAGCAUCUGGAGGCUGCUGUUCCCUGAACUAGAGCAUCUGGAUGUUACUGUUCCCUGAACUUUAACCACUGCAGUGCAGUGCCAAGCGAUGCUUUCAUUUCAUCAUUAGAAUUAAAAUGUAUUUGCAGGAUCGCGAUUACUUUCACAUUUCUCAAAAAAAUUUCCGUUUAAUUCUUUUGAUAAAUUGACUGGAAUUGCUUUCUUUUCUUACCCUGUGUUUUCCGACUUGUUUAGUGCAUUGGCACUGUGUGCCGGGAUUCUCGGCCGGAGCGAUCACCUGUCAACUAGUCUGCCUUAUUGUAAAUUUGUAGAACAAUUGUUAUAAACAUGGCACUAUAUGGAGAAUAUUGAUUCUUAGGGCACUGUAAAAUACUUUUUUUUUUUUUUUAAACUGUGCUUGAAUUUCAAUGUAAACCACUUAUUAUAGGCUAUACAGUACUAUCAACACAAGCAAAUAAUCUCAUUCUAAAGAAGUACCCUAUUUUCCUUUAAGUUUUUCUCUGUUAAUUUUCAGUGUGUCUUUAUGGUGUGCUGUUCCUCAUAUUCCUAGUAGGGUGUAGUGUUAUUCCCGAGAGGCGCAUUUGUUAUUGAUGUCGCGUGAAAAUGGCUGCAUACAAACAGAAAUCUGGAAUCAGCUAAGUAUGAAAAUAUUGCUCUGAAAAUUUCAAAGUUUACAGUACAGUAUAUGUAAAGUUAGUCUCUGGAUUAACACACAGGGCUGAGAUUUAUCAAGCAUUUACACAACUACUUACAAAACAUGUAUAUCUCUCCUUAACCCACCCCCCCCCCCCUCCCCCCCUGUUUGAAUAUAUGAAAAAAAAAUUGUCAAGUUUUGAGCUUCAACACUUCACAAAUUAAGGUUAUUAUUGUUAUAAACAACCUUGUAGUACUUUAGAGCUCAUAAACUAUGUAAUGAAUGUAAACUAAGCCGUCUUUGAUUAAGGAAAGUGGUUGUGUAAAUUCCUUUGUAAAAUAAGCAAGUAAAUUAAGGAAAGUGGUUUGGUAAGUGGUUGCAUAAAUGCUUGAUGAGUCUUGGUCCUGAUUGGGCAUUUCAACAAUUUAUACAUACUGUGUAGUACAGUAUUCACAUACAGGUUCACAUUUAUCUCUGAUGUUCUUGAAUCUCUGCAUGUCCUAUUCCUGUGAAUUUUCCGGAUUACCCCUGAACCACUACAUCCUAUUGGCAGAGUGAGCGAGCUCGUAAAUAUUGAUGUUGGCAGAUGAAGCAGAGUUAAUGAGGAGAAUAAGAACUGAAGAGAAUUGUAGGGUGCUCCAAGAAGGUCUCAAUAAACUUCAGGAGUGGGCAGAAAAUGGCUGCUGGAAUUUAAUCCAAGUAAGUGUAAAGUUAUGAAAAUGGAUAAGGGAGAUAGGAGCCCUGUGUGUAACUAUGCCAUAAGGGGAAUGCAAUUACAAGACACGGUAUGAGAAAAAGACCUGGAAGUAGACGUAAUACCAACACCUGGCAGCAAAAGUUCACGUGAGCAGGGUAAUGCUAGCAGCAUAUGGGAAGUUAGCAAACAAGAAUAUUUUUGAAGAAUCUACAGGCCAUGCACACUAUGUGAGACCAUUACUUUAUUGUACAGCACCAGCAUGGAACCCCCUCACCUUGUGAAGCACAAAAAAGUUUUAGAAAGUUCAGAGGUUUGCCACUAGAUUAAUACCAGAAUUGAGAGGUCUCGGCUAUGAGGAUAGGUAGAGCAAACUCGUCCCCUCACAACCUAAGAGGAGAUAAGAGGUGGGAUAUGAUCACUAUAUAAAAGAUUUUGAGAAUAAACAAAGUGAACAAAGGAAGCCUAAUUAAAUUAAAAGGGGUAGGCCAAGGAGACAUCAAUGCAAGCUGUGUACACAAUUGAGUCAUAGAGAUGCAAGGAAGUUCUCGUUCCCUGUAUGAGUGAUUGGCAUGUGGAAUGCAUUGCAGGAAGAGGUUUUUGAAGCCAAUUCCAUCCACAACUUUAACAACAAAUAUAACAAUGUUAAUGUUGAGAGGUAGAACACCAGGUUCAUUUGUUCACCAGGUACAAAUGGCUAGGAGGUUGGGCAUGAAGAUCUAGCUCUUGUUCCCCUAUAGCCUCUGUUAAGUCUACGCUGUUGUUGACGGUGGUCUGUGCUUGUUCCACAUUGUUGUUUGUAGGGAUCUGUGCUAGGUCUACACUGUUGGCAGAGUUCCCUGCUUGGCCUAGUCUCGUAUCUUCAGCAAAUACAAGAUAGUCUUGUACUUCUGCAGAGUUCCACGCAUUGGCCUGUUGGGGUUGGCUUCAGCGAUCUGACUGGAGCUGUUUCUAACAGUGCUGUUCAUGGUUGUCCCAUCUCUUGGAAACAAAUUCCUUCUUUGAUUUCUACACAGUCAUUUAUAACACAAUUGCAACCAUUGAAAGGGUAAAUGGUUAGCUGUCUGCAACCAUUGUAGGGGUAAAUGGUUAGCUAUUUCGAAUGACAAAUUGCAUACCAUUAAGUGUGAUUUAUUCCUGUAACCGCCUUCCAGAAAUCAGGGAAACAUCUCUGAUUUAUUAACCUCCUUGUAGGAUGUUCUGAUUUUCAGAAUCUGAAAGUUUUGUUUUUUUUUACUUUCCUUCAGUCAUAUGUCCCUUGACAAUCCUCGGUGAAUUCGAUUCUUUUAACAUGUCUUGUAUACCAUAUAGCCUUCCACAGACUUUAUUUUGAUAAUUACUUGCCCGAGUCUUGAGUAUUGUUAGAAAUCCCAUACUGACUCAUGAAUCAAUCUGAAAUAAGUCUUGUUUUGAAUUCGGUGUUUCUGUUAACCUUAGAUUUUUGUUCUGUAUUUUCUCAUACCAUUUUUUUGUUUUAGUAUCUUGAAAAUGUGUAUAUUGCAGUGAAACAAAAUACCCAUGUUAGUCAAAGUAUGGUUGUUAUUGAAACGUGUAAUGACUUCAAUCUUAUAUCUUGAGGGGGUAGUCUUAUUGUAUGGCCUUAAAAAUAUAAGACACUUGUGUACAAUCAUAAAACUGAGCUACUUUUCAUUAUCAGGUAUUGUAGUCCUACCUGUUGAAAAUUGCAGGGAUCAAUGUCCCUGUAGCCUGGUGUCUGACUAGGCCUCCUGGUUGCUGGUCUGCUCAUUCAGGGGGUUUGAUGCAGCUGCUUGCCACCUGAUGUAUGAGUCACAGCCUGGGUGAUCAGGUAUUCUUUGAAGGUACUUGAAGAAUUCCCUUUUGAACACUGUAAAAGGUCGGCCAGUUGUGCCCUAUAUGUGUAGGGAAAGAGUAAACGUGCCUAUUGCGCCUCUGCUUUUCAGUGGGGUUAUUUGGCACAUUCUGCCAUGCCUUCUGACCUCAUGUGGUCUUAUUUUUCUCUGCUGAUUUGGAACCAGUUCUUCUAAUAUUUUCUAAGUGUAAAUUAUUAUAUAUCUCUCCUGCCUUUACUCUAGGGAAUACAGAUUUAACAUAUUUAGGGGUUCCAAUAAUUUAAUGUUUUAUCGACUUCACUCGAUAAAACAUUACUCGGUUUGUUUUAUUUCCAAGGGUACCUUUGUACUUUAAAUAAUUCUGGGUCAUUCUUUAGAAAAACACAGGAAUUUUGUUGUCAACCAAAAGGAGACUGAUUUUUCUCUUUGAUCUUGAUACUGGUUAAAUGAGAAAAAUGAAACACUAAAAUGACAUUGAAAUACAUUUGCAUGUGAUUAAAGUUAGCUUAUUUAUCACUAUCUCUUGCAGAACCCCUCGUUACCUUGGGGUUCUGCAAAACCCCGGUUAAGAAAUGGUGCUUUAGAGGUUGAUAGACCUGAAGCUGAACACCAGACCAAACCCUCCUCAAGACCAUGGCUUCAUUAUGACUCGAUGAGUGACAAUUUUAAGGUUUUCUAGCACCCUCGUUUAACAAGGGGAACAGUUAAUCCUCAUGCUGUAUGCAAUUGCAUCCAAAGACUACUAUGCUAGCUGUUGGUCAGUCAGAUCAUUGGGUCAGGCCAGUAACUACAUGGGUGACCACAGUCACACUUAUGGCUGGGAUGACCUUGACAAACAGUCUUAGGCAGCAUAAACAUGCCAUAAACAGCGAUUCCCUCAGACUUAAAAUUUUAGCCGUUCUUUAAACACAAGUAUGUUCACUAAGAUAGGUCAUGUGAGCCUUGAGAUGCGGGGGAUAUAUCAGUCAUAUGUCUUGGAGGGCAAGUAUACUGGGUUGUGUGUCUUGGAGAUUGGGUAUACCGAGAUGUUCAUCUGUACAUUGUACAGUACAGUACAGUACAGUAUUAACCAAUCAGAGACCAGUGCCUGGAGGUGGUAUCACCAACGCAAACCCUGCUGUUCAUACCAGGUGGUCUGUCAGCAUGUACUAUAAGGUAUAGAGGCAAGGCCUCAGUGCAAACCUAUGUACAACAAAACCGUAAAAGAAGGUCUACAUCAAUACCAACAGGCAUUAAAGCAAUGAUAAAGUGCACACAAUCUUAGGAUAAUUGUUGGGUGUCCUGGAGGUGUUGUGGUAUAUCAAAUCAUAUGUCCUGGAGGUUGGGUAUACCUGGUCCUGUAUGGCAUUAUAUUUUGCACAUGCACUUUUGUAAUGAGAACAUAAAAAUGGAAUUAUGCUAGCUUAGUAGCAGAACUUUACAUCCACGCCAAGCUAAUCCUUGGUAUCUGUCCAACACGCAUGCCUUGUGACCGCUAGUGUAAAUUGACUGUUUAUAAUUAAGAGCUUCAGAAAGUAAUGUAUUUGUGGUCACAGUGACCAGGAUGGUCAAAUUACUCUGGGAGUAGAGCAGAUGUAGUUAAAGAAGUGUUUAGCCAGGCUCUGGCAGACAGGUAAAUAUUGAAUUACUUUCAUGAUAUUUUCCACAGUUAUCUUGAUGUAGUUCUUUGCAGAAAAUGCUGUAGCUAAUGUUUGGCUAUGUAGCAGAAUUUGUUGGACAACUUUAAAUUGUGUACAUUUACAACUAGUGGCAGCGGGCUGUUGUAAGCAACAGUCAGACAGAGCAUGUUACUGUAUUACAAGAACAAACCUGACUUGAGGCCGGGCUUGGAGAAUAGAAGCCCUUGCAAAACAGACUACAGGUAAAACUCCAGAUAAUAGAUUUGAAAAGUUGCAUUUAGAAAUUUCAUUUUGUAGGAAUCAAAAUUCUUGAUUAUUGUAAUGAGAAGUGGUAAUUUGGGUAAAAGAAAGAAGCUUCAAGUAAUAGUUUCUCUCUGGGUCAUAGUGUAUAAUUCAGUGUACUAAAUAGACUACAAUGAAGCUGAAGAAUUUGUGAAGCAAUAGUACUGUUCAUUUGGUGACUACAGUGAUCAGUUUCAGAGAUUUAUGUGUAUAUAUGAUCAGAUAUUCUGAUCAAGCAAUUGGAGUUUACAAAAUCCCGGUUACCGAUCAUAUCUGCUGUAAGACCGUAUGUAAUGAUCUUGGUUUUGUUUAUAUUUAUCAGUGCAGUGUUGUCACUGGUGUUUUUGGAAACAAGUUAUCUUAGUGGAGUUUUGCUAUACUUUGACCAUGAAAAUGAGUUGUGUGCAUUGUUGUGCGGGACUCAUUUCAACGGUGUAAAAAUUGGUGCUUACAAUAAGUGUAAAUGGUUCUUACAGCCUUUGAGGUUUACGUUAGAAUACAGUACCAACAUUGUUUUCAAUUUUCAAUUUUAUUUUAAUAUUUCUUGCUAAGGUAGCACAGUAAUGAGAGAGAAUGUCUUAAUAAUUUUCUUUGCUUAGGAAGGUGCCAAAUUUUGAGAUUGUCAGGUGCUGGAUAUAAGGGUUGCUGCUGUUGCUGUUUGAGCAUCUUGUAACACCAACUUUUCAUCUGUAUAUUUAUAUAAACCUGUUAAAAAAAUGAAA